UUCAUUGAAUUGUAUGUUUCAGACGACAACCUUAAGUUGACAUGGACACAAUUAGUCAUGAAUCAAUAAUAUUAUUCUACAAUAUAUUGAAAGUAAAGAGUGAGGCAACAACAACAAACUUUGAUUGGAAGUUUGUGUAUAAGAGAUGGUAAAUUCAAAUAAUUUCAUUGGAAUAAACAGUGUACUUUCGUAGGGUCCGAAAUCGAUCCAGAAAAAGAUGUGAUAUCAUCAUCAUUUAUUCACAGAUAAAGUGGAGGACCACCGGUAGAUGACCCUGCAAAAUUCUUCCCAAACGGAAAGGUACUUUGAUGUUCCGAACCUAGAGGUCAAAUUGUCUUUAUAAUGAAUAGUGUAUUUUUUUACGGACCCGAAUCUUUAGAACCUGAGGGUAAACCAUCACCUUUAUUUCCACUAGUAAAUGACCUCAGCAAUUUUUUAACUUGCUUUUUUAAUCGCCUUUUUUUAUUAUGAUGAAUUGGAAGAUUUUUCUUAUUAUACUGGCACUUCCACUUUUUCAAACAGUUUGAAACAUUUAAGAAAAAGUUUAUAUAAAGACCAUAUUCAUAUAUUAGAUACUAACAAAGUUAUCAAAUUUUAGGACAUAAUGCAACCCCAACGGAUAAUAUUUAUAACGGAUUGAUGUAAAUGAUGUUUUUAGUUGUACAUUUUAGGUUUUGUUGUUGUUGAGGGGAAGACAUGCUACUUGCCUUGUAUUCAUAAGCCCUUGGGUCUGUGACUUCUUAGACAAUUCCGUUACUUGGUCAUAUUAACAAUUUUUCCAUUUCAGUGUGUUUAAAAAGCAUAAUAUUUAUUGUUUUAGGUCUGGUGACAGAUUAUGGGAAUGAAUUUUUAACCAUAUUGCAGACAUCUAUAUUUUUGAAAAAAAACUUAACGUUUGGUCGCUGUCAGUUACGAAAAAUUAGGAUAAUGACAGCAUGGUUAUUUUGUUUCAUCUGCAGGGGCUUUACGGUCAGUAAAUGUCAGGCCACAUUUUUCUUAUGUCUUAGUAGGAAGAUUUUGAUAUGAAUGACCUUAAAAACUGAAAGCGCUGAUACAGUUCAUUGCUUGAAUGUUUUUUCUUAUUUUAACAAAAAGUCAAAAUGUGUUAUAAUUCAGUUGAAAUUACUGUAGAAGCAUAAUACUGCCGCACGUUGUAGUAAUAUAUGUGUAAAAAUUGCUUUCUAUGGGUGUCUGAAAAAAAGAUGUAUCCGAAACUAUAGGAUCAUAUCAGACUUCGCAUUUUGAUAGUACACUGGAUACUUGAACACUAGAAAAAAUGUCCUCUGUUCAACAGACUGCUGUUGACCUGCGUAUAUUAAAGAUGAAAAGCAGCUGGAGAGAAAUAACAUAAGCAGAUGACGAACGUUGAUAGAUUAUGAAGACUCGAUGGCCGUGGCCAUACUCAGACUGUGUUGACAGGCUCUAUAUAAAAGUAUAGUAAAUUACACAAACUCAAAAGCUAAACACUAUAUUAUUUUCAUUUCCAAAAUAAUGAUUUAUAUUUAAAAAAACUCAUAUCUGUAAAUGAAAUGAGUUAACAAGUAGUUUUAUGUUAAAUGUGAUUAAAACAUUGUAAAAAUUAUAGUUUAGAAAAUAACACUUUUCCAUUUCUUAUUUCGUUAACGAGUGUAAUUUUCUGUAUAUAUAAGACAAUAUUUACAUAGUUUGCUGGUGCAAUCAAUUGUUAAUCGACCAAUAUUGCAUUCAAUAAUAUCGACAAGAUUUCUGUUAAAAGCUGUACAACUUAUGACGGUGAUCAUUUUUGUUCUUGAAGACAAGACGCUGUUUCUCGAUCUGGAAAUGAAGACCAGACUUAAUUUACUGGUUUUCAUGUAUUGGUUGAUUAGUGUUUUGCACCGGAGAUCCCAAUGUUGUACAAUCCUUUUUAAAUUCCAUGGCACCGAAUUGCAGGCGGACACUUCUUAUUGGUCGGGUACGGGGUACACAAAAGAAGCGUGUGAGGCAAAUUGCGCAUCAGACGUUGGCUGCUAUGGAUACAUGUACAAUUCACAUGACUUGAAAUGCACCAAGUCUGCUAAAACGGACUACGAGGGCAACGAAUACUGUACCACUUGUUCUUUUUCUAGUAAACAAUGCGGAACAGAUUGUCCAAGUACAUACAAGGAUUUUGGCGCCUACAAAAAUUCUGUAGAAUCUUACGCUUACUUCGAUAUAAGUAUAAGCAAUUGUAAGGCUCAAUGCUCUUCUGAUGUCAGAUGUCUAGGUUUUGGUUACAAUUCAGCCAUAAGUCAAUGCUAUUUGUCGGAAUACAACUCCCCAGAUUCGGCAGAAGAGUGUUCAACUUGUACGUUUUCAAGACAAGAGUGUUUUGCCAGUUUUGAUGUAACGAUGACUGCAAAUUCAGAACUUCACAUCGUUACAAGUGAUAAAACUUCAUCAGAUACGGUCAGCAUUACAUACGGGAUCACAGAAUCGACAGGGUUUUCUAUUCAAGAAACAGGUUGUACAAUCCUUUUUAAAUCCCAUGGCACCGAAUUGCAGGCGGACACUUCUUAUUGGUCGGGUACGGGGUACACAAAAGAAGCGUGUGAGGCAAAUUGCGCAUCAGACGUUGGCUGCUAUGGAUACAUGUACAAUUCAAAUGACUUGAGAUGCAGCAAAUCUGCUAAAACGGACUACGAGGGCAACGAAUACUGUACCACUUGUUCUUUUUAUAGUAAACAAUGCGGAACAGAUUGUCCGAGCACAUACAAAGAUUUUGGCGCUUACAAAACAUCCGAAGAAUCUUACGCUUACUUCGAUUUAAGUAUCAGCGAGUGUAAGGCUCAAUGCUCUUCUGAUGUCAGAUGUCUAGGUUUUGGUUACAAUUCAGCCAUAAGUCGAUGCUAUUUGUCGGAAUUCAACUCCCCAGAUUCGGCAGAAGAGUGUUCAACUUGUACGUUUUCAAGACAAGAGUGUUUUGCCAGUUUUGAUGUAACGACGACUGCAAAUUCAGAACUUCACAUCGUUACAAGUGAUACGACUUCAUCCGAUACGGUCGGCAUUACAUACGGGAUCACAGAAUCGACAGGGUUUUCUAUUCAAGAAACAGCUACAACAACGGGCACUGACGCAUCGACUAAAAUUAAAGAAUCAACUAAACCCUCUACAGAAUCAACUUCAGAUAUUAUAACCAAGAUACCAGAAACAGACGGUUUAGCUAAUUCAGAUAUCACCAUCACUAUAUCAAAACUUGUAAACACAUCAACUUUAAAUGUGAACGUUUUGAAUGUAACAUAUCUUCUAACAAGAGAUAUAACGUCAACAGAUGUAUCAACCUCAAAAGGUAUAACAACGUCAGAUGUUUCAACGUCAUCAAGUGAAUCAACUUCAACAAAAGUAUCAACCUCAACAGGUGUAUCAACGUCAACAAAAGUAUCAACCUCAACAGGUGUAUCAACAUCAAAAGGUGCAUCAACUUUAAAAGCUAUAUCAAUGUCAACAAGGGAAUCAACUUUAACAGAUCGAUCAACAGCAACAAUGGCAUUAAUGUCGACAGAUGUGUCGAAAUUUACAGGUUUAUCAGCGUCAAUGAGUGAAUCAACAACGACAACAGGUCUUUCAACGUUAACAGAUGUAUCAUCAUCAUCAUUACGUGCAUCAACGCCAACAGGCUCAUUAACGGCAAGAGCUGAAUCAACAAUAAUGGGUGCAUCAACAUCAACGGGUGAACUAAAGUCAACAGGGAAUACAGCAGGUUCAUCUCUGUCAACAGGUUCGUUUACUUCAAUAGGUUCGUCAACGUCAACAGGUGAAUCAACGCCAACAGUUGUAUCAAUGUCAGAUCUAUCAACGUUAACAGGGGUAUCAACAUCAACAGGUGUUUCAACGUCAACAGCGUUAGCGUUGCUUCUUGAACCAUUAACAAUUCCCGAGCGCUUGUCUUCUGCCGCAAUUUAUUUUCCAGCAAAUGGCAUUGUAAAUAAUGCGUCAACGUUAUGUCUCUGUCGAUGUGUUUAUGAAAAUUCCACGUCAUUACAAGAACGAAUUACUGCGUGGAAAGAUGACUUGAAAUUGAGUAAACGGGAGUUAUCUUCCUUCAAAAGACGCAUGACUUGUGCCUACGAUGCGAGGCAUACAUCUAAGGCUAUCGGGGGAGGAGGGAUUUUUAUAGUCUGUUUUAUAAUGUCACUGAUCAUCGUUCCUGAUCUUCUCACAACCAUCAUGAGAACAAUCAGGAACAUACGAAAAAACAAGGAAUCCUGUGAAUCAGAACAUGAUUACAAAACUGAACUUACAACCCUUGGAUGAAAAAAAGCACAUUUUUUUUAUUUCUUCAAGUAAUCACAAAAGUAUUCUUUUUUUAGUUUAUAUGAAAUGUAUGAUGAAUUAAACACUAGUUAUAGGUGUUGGCGCAUUUGAUAGCGUCGACCGAUUUGGACGCGGUAGCCCCAGGGUUUGAGUCUGGUCCAUCGCUACGCGGAAACAUUGAAACCUUGGGCAAGUUACUUUACUAGUGCACUCUCUCCACCCAGGGGUUAAAAUGGGUACCUGGCACAUGAGACGAGCAGGUUAUGUAAAUGUUAAGCAUUAGCGCCGUAGUUUGACAGCUCUGCUUCUAUACUCCCAAGGGAGUUGAGAAUGCUAUGGAUUUUACGGGCCUCGCCAGGGGGUAUUAUGUAGAAGUCGUGCGAGGCUACUUACUUUGCGAGCAAAAUUAUAAACCCUACCUUUUACCUUUAUAUCAAUAUAAAAGAGACUAUUACUAUCAAUAAAGUAUAUAUCUUCUCACUCUUCUUGAGUGUGCCCACUAAAACCCACUUGUUGCUUCUUCGGUAAUAUAAAUUUAAGUCGACAAAGCAUGUGCUGUAUUUAUCAUUAUACAUGUAUUUUAUUUCUAUGUUGAUUAGCAGCUUCCUGUAAAUGAGUUGUUUUCCUUAUCAUCAAGGGCAUAAAACAAUCAACGUUUUUGAUGAAUAGAUAUAUGUGUUACAUCACAGGAAGUAGCUGCAUUACAAUCAUGGUAACGAUACAUGACCAACAACUGCCAUCUCUGCUCGUUCGAACUUCAGGAAAGAUUUAAACAGUUUUAACUGUUUAAUAUCACCGUAUUAUUAUCAUUUGCAUAUUUCUUGUGUUAGGUCACACAGACCUACAAUUCAUAUUGACAAUAAGGCUGACCUUUUUCACUAUUUUUAAAAGGAAUGUAUAAUUGUGACAAGUAUUAGACUAUUAUUAGAGAAUUAUUAGACUUAUUAGACAAUUAUUAGACUUUUAUUAGACUAUUAUUCGACAAUUAUUAAACAUUUUUAGACUAUUAUUAGACAAUCAUUAGACAAUAAUUAGACUAUUAUUAGACAAUUUUUAGACUAUUAUUAGACUAGAAUGAUAUCAUUGAGAAGAUCGGCUCUGUACAAAGAUAAUUGAUAAUGUGCAAACUUUGAAAAUUAUUCAAAUGGACUUUCUCCUUCACAAAAGAUAACUUUUAUAGGUUAAUUAACCACAUCUAAAACUUUUAAGAAGUUCUUACAUCUUCUUUGUCGACAACACAGUCCCAAGAUUAUUUUCUAUGAAUGUAUUCUGCAUCUAAAUGAGGAUUUUAGAGUAGGCCUAUUUUUGAUUUGCGUGAUCUAUUGUUAAAAUUUAUGAUUUUUUUUUUAUUUUACAAUUUAAUAUGCACCAAUAAACAACGAAGCUUCAUUGCUAAGUCUGAAUAUUUAAAUGUAGAGAAACUAUGUUGUCAUAUUUUGUUUACAUUUACUUUUAAAUAUAUUAUUGAGAUAUAUGAUCUCAUAAAUUGUAAACAAUUUUUUAAAUGAGCACUCUUUUUUGUGAAUAGAUUUAAAGACGACUCUUUUCGUAAUAAAAAUUAGUG
Messenger RNA from Magallana angulata, 5815 nucleotides. RefSeq lists its product as uncharacterized. NCBI's taxonomy places the organism in Eukaryota, Metazoa, Mollusca, Bivalvia, Ostreida, Ostreidae. The record is from RefSeq and is a predicted model, not a curated record. The coding region runs from base 1747 to 4251 and encodes 834 amino acids. The transcript is spliced from 6 exons.